Molecule: messenger RNA, 2801 nt
Organism: Conger conger (European conger)
Lineage: Eukaryota; Metazoa; Chordata; Actinopteri; Anguilliformes; Congridae
Gene: afg1la
Product: AFG1 like ATPase a
Exons: 14
Coding region: 315-1451 (378 amino acids)
Cellular component (GO): cytoplasm; mitochondrion
Molecular function (GO): ATP binding; ATP hydrolysis activity
Source: RefSeq, a predicted model, not a curated record
AUUCUUGGCUGUCGGUACUAUUCAGCAUCUAAUAAAGUGUAUUUUUUCAUCUCAGAGGAAAGGGUGGUGUGCCUUCAGCAAUUUAGGAAGAGUGUGUUGGAAUUGGAUGCAUUCCAAAACAUGGCCAUUGUUGGACAAUAAUAGGCUAUAUUGCAAAUACAGCCAAUGCGACUUCACCAGACUCAGAAAAUCACAAAACCGAUGAGGGGACCUACAGUUUCAGUGGACCCCUUGAACACUAUAACAGUCUAAUUCGAGAUGGGACACUGCGAGAGGACCAACAACAGAGAUUGGUGCUCCAACAUUUGGAUCAGAUGCAGAAAACCAUGCAUGCUUACACCAACAGGCCCACAUCAUUAUUUUCAAAGCUUUUCUCAAAGCCCAAGCCCCCGAAAGGCUUCUAUAUCUUCGGUGAUGUUGGAACAGGAAAGACCAUGGUUAUGGAUAUGUUUUAUACUUGCGUAGAAACUGAAAGGAAAAAGAGGGUCCAUUUUCAUGGGUUCAUGUUAGAUGUCCACCAACGAAUACACCGCCUAAAACAGAGCCUACCCAAGCGAAGAGCAGGGAAAAUGGCCAAAUCCUAUGACCCAAUUGCGCCCGUUGCUGUGGAGAUCAGUGAAGAGGCCUCCCUCCUGUGCUUCGAUGAGUUCCAGGUCACAGACAUUGCAGAUGCCAUGAUACUAAAGCAACUCUUUGAAAACCUCUUUCUGAAUGGGGUGGUAGUGGUGGCAACAUCCAACCGCCCCCCUGAUGAUCUGUACAAAAAUGGAUUGCAGCGGUCCAACUUUGUACCAUUCAUCGCCGUGCUAAAGAAAUAUUGCCAAACCCUGAGGCUGGACUCUGGGAUUGAUUACCGUAAAAGACAACUACCUGCAGCUGGGAAACUGUACUACCUUACAAGUGAGGCUGAUGUGGAGGCUACCUUGGAUAAGCUAUUUGAUGACAUGGCUCAGAAACAAAAUGACAUCACUCGAACAAGGAUUCUGAAGGUGCAAGGCCGGAAGCUGAUACUGAGCAAAGCAUGUGGGACAAUCGCGGACUGUACCUUUGAGGAGCUGUGUGAUCAGCCGCUGGGUGCCAGUGACUACUUGGAGAUUUCCCGCCUGUUUGACACAGUUUUCAUUCGGUACAUUCCACUCCUAACUCUGAACAAGAAGACCCAGGCCAGGCGCUUCAUAACCCUCAUCGACACCCUCUAUGACCACAAGGUUCGAGUUGUGAUCCUGGCUGAGACUUUGCUGGAGCACAUUUUUGUUCACGAUGAGAACGCAAAUGACGAUGAGCAUCACCGAAUUCUCAUGGACGACCUCGGUCUGUGCGGGGAAUCUGCAAGUGGACUGUCGAUCUUCAGUGGAGAGGAGGAAAUAUUUGCCUUCCAGAGGACUGUGUCCAGGCUGUCAGAGAUGCAGACAGAGAAGUACUGGACUGAAGGGGACAGAAGCACCAUGUAGCUCUGUGAAUGCCCACCUGCCCACCGGGCCACCGGCUUACUGCCCUGCUCCACCCCCCUAACCAGGGCAAUGGGAAGAACAGAAGCAGGAUGUUUAAUCAGUGUGAGAUAUUUAUAGCUUCUGAAUUUUAUGAUCUUAAUUUUCUCUGGCACUUCAUGAACUGGCCUUUUAAAGAAAUGUGUUCACUCCCUCAUUUCACUGGAGUUAGUGUUUUGUUAUGGGGAUACUGUGGUGUUUUUAUUUAUUUUUUAUUUUUUUUUAUGUUAUAUCUGAGGAAUGUUAUAUUUAUUGUUUCGAGGUCUUCCAUUUGCAACUUUGAAAAGCGCACACUCAUAUUUUUUAAAGCUAAAGAUGUAACCUCCAAGUAAAUCCAUGCUCGGUAGUCUCAAGAACUCCAAAUGAGGGGUUGCAAGUUCACCUGCCAGAGUUGAUAUGAUCUGCAAACUGGCUUUGUUAUCUCCAGAGGUAGAGUCGGUUGAUGUCCGCCAGGGUUGCUUGUGCAAUUGCUGCAGUUCUUCCGAACAUCAACGUGCCAGCUGCAAGCCAGUUGUCAGUGAAAGGAGCACUUUUCCUUCCGUCUGGGAAAAAUCAACCAGAGGUGUGGGGAUGACCACUCCAUUUUUGCUCAAAAUGUGUAUAACUAUUCUUUCUACUAUAUGUUCAAUAGAGAACAAUUUGAAGCAAUCAAAUUCUCUGGCAUUAAAGAACAGAAAACAUGUCUCUGACACUUUCAGGUUAUGAACUUUGUUCCAAAAUGCUAAAUCGUGCCUCUUGGAAAUCUACGACUUAUGACAUACAAACUUCUAAGACUAGUAGAUAUUUAGGUUUUUUUUGUGUGUACAACAGCCACAAGGAAAAUUAAGUGAAAUAUAUACUACUUGUAUUACAUAUAUAAUAUAUUAUAUAUAUCAAUUAUACAAUGCCAAAGUUGGGCCUAGCCAGAAAAUGACCAAAAAAGUGUUUCAUUUUGACCAAAGUAUUUUUUAAGGUGGAAAGAUUCUAAAUUAAGCUUUGUGUUGCACAACAGGUAUCAUAAGCCUACUUACAGAAUGUAAAGAAAUGUAGCUGUUACUGCUAUGUCUUGGCAUGUUUCGAUCAAUUCAAACAUAAUUCAAAAUAAAAAAAUAAUUUGAUGGCUUAGUACCCAAGUUUUGGUAUCCAAACAUAAAGUACUAGUAAAUAUCUUGGUUAAGCCAUAAGCCAUAAGCAAAAUUAAGUCAAAUAGAUCAUUUAUUCAAAAUUUGAAUGCCAAAGUUGGGCAUGGCCAGAAAAUGACCAAAAAGUGGUAGAUAUUCAACCAAGUAGACGGUAAGGUGAAACUUUUAUUUUCUUCAAAAGGUAUAAUAGGCC